This is a messenger RNA of Sesamum indicum (sesame), 1335 nucleotides long. Its product is annotated as WAT1-related protein At3g30340. Gene Ontology annotation, molecular function: transmembrane transporter activity. The record is from RefSeq and is a predicted model, not a curated record. Gene Ontology annotation, cellular component: membrane. NCBI's taxonomy places the organism in Eukaryota, Viridiplantae, Streptophyta, Magnoliopsida, Lamiales, Pedaliaceae.
UAACAUCAUAACAUUUUUGUGGUAAUGAAUGUAGUUGAAAUGUGGAAGGUGGUUGCUGCAAUGGUGGCCGUUGAAUUUGGCUUAGCUCUCGUAAAUAUACUCUUCAAGAAGGCACUGAAUGCAGGAACUGACCGUCUCAUCAUUCUCGUCUACAGACAAUCAAUCUCGGCUGUCUUCUUGAUCCCUUUUGUCUAUUUCUGGGAGAGGAGUAGCUGGGCAAAGCUGACGGUCGGGGUGACGGCGCAGAUGUUCCUCUGUGCGCUGCUUGGGUUGACACUCACACAGUACCUGUUCUUGGUUGGGCUUCACUAUACAUCAGCAACAUUCACUUGUGCUUUCAUAAAUAUGGUGCCGGUGAUCACAUUCGUCUUGGCAUUGCCGUUGGGGAUGGAGAAAGUGAAAAUGAAGAGCAAGAGUGGAAAAGCCAAGGUAUUCGGGACGGUAACUUGUGCAAUUGGAGCCUUAAUACUCUGCCUGUACAAAGGGAUCCCGGUGACAAAUCCUGGGCACGUAGUUGAAAACCGUCAAGGGGCAAAGGGCUAUGGGCCUGGAUCCGCAUUUCUGUCCGCGGGCAGUCUGGCUUGGUCGUCAUGGUUUCUUAUACAGUCUAGGAUUGGGCAGAAUUUUCCACACCGGUAUUCUAGCACGUUGAUCAUGUCCUUCUUUAGUGCCAUCCAGUCAGCUGUUUUGUGUUUCAUCACUGACAGAAACAUGUCUAAUUGGAUUCUCCAAGGAGAGCUUCAGAUUCUGAGCGUCAUAUAUAGUGGAAUCGUGGGAUCAGGGCUGUGUUAUGUCGUUAUGUCGUGGUGUGUCAAACAAAGGGGACCUGUCUUUACCUCCGCAUUUAGCCCGUUGAUACAAUUUUUUGCUGCUGUUUUAGAUGUUUUAGUACUGCAAGAAGAAAUUUACCUUGGCAGCAUUUUAGGAUCCGUAGUGGUCAUAUUGGGCAUGUAUGUGCUUCUUUGGGGCAAAGGCAAGGAUGAAGACACUUGUGACGGGGUUCCUAAAACGACAGAUGGGUGUAAUUACCAAGAUUCAGCACAGGAAGUUAGCAGACAGUGAAAUUUCCUCCUAAGCUCAAUUUUUCAGCUACUUUUGUAGACUUGAAGAGUUAAAUAAUUCAAAACGGGCUUUUGUUGCCUUUAGAAAAAAAGAAAUUCAGACAAGGGAUCUAACAUGCCCCCAAUUGUAUUGAUUAAUGAGGUCUUAAUCCCUUUGAUGAUGCAUGCAUAUCUAUACAAAUAUUUGUGAAAGCAUAGUCUCAAACGAAAAGGGAAAAUAAUGAUAGCUAAAUUUUAACUGGAAGUGCCUUGAGAGGAAUGGCUUUUUGCAGGG